This is a messenger RNA of Megalobrama amblycephala (Wuchang bream), 2802 nucleotides long. It is a transcript of the gene prkacbb, whose product is annotated as protein kinase, cAMP-dependent, catalytic, beta b. The transcript has 12 exons. Gene Ontology annotation, cellular component: nucleus; cAMP-dependent protein kinase complex. Gene Ontology annotation, biological process: peptidyl-serine phosphorylation. Gene Ontology annotation, molecular function: cAMP-dependent protein kinase activity; ATP binding. NCBI's taxonomy places the organism in Eukaryota, Metazoa, Chordata, Actinopteri, Cypriniformes, Xenocyprididae. The record is from RefSeq and is a predicted model, not a curated record. The coding region runs from base 1 to 1098 and encodes 365 amino acids.
AUGCUAACAGAAUCGCCCGUGUCUCCCGCACUAUGGGAAACGCAGCAACUGCCAAGAAAGGCAAGUGAACUGGAGAGCGAGACUUUUGUCAAAGAGUUUCUAGCCAAAGCCAAAGAAGAUUUCUUGAGAAAAUGGGAAUCACCACCACAGAGCACAACUGGCUUAGAUGACUUUGACAGACUAAAGACAUUGGGCACAGGAUCCUUUGGGAGAGUUAUGUUGGUUAAACACAAGGCUACAGAUCAGUUCUAUGCCAUGAAAAUUCUGGACAAACAAAAGGUGGUGAAGUUGAAACAAGUGGAGCAUACACUAAAUGAAAAGAAAAUAUUACAAGCAGUAUCCUUCCCGUUCCUUGUCAGAUUGGAAUAUGCCUUUAAGGACAACUCUAAUUUGUAUAUGGUGAUGGAGUAUGUACCAGGAGGGGAGAUGUUCUCACAUCUUAGAAGAAUUGGAAGGUUUAGUGAACCACAUGCACGGUUUUAUGCUGCACAGAUUGUCCUGACCUUUGAGUACCUCCACUCACUAGACCUCAUCUACAGAGACCUGAAACCUGAAAACCUACUCAUUGACCAGCAUGGAUAUAUACAGGUAACAGAUUUUGGAUUUGCAAAAAGAGUAAAAGGCAGAACCUGGACAUUAUGUGGAACUCCAGAGUACCUGGCGCCAGAGAUCAUCCUCAGCAAGGGAUACAACAAGGCUGUGGACUGGUGGGCACUUGGCGUUCUCAUAUAUGAAAUGGCUGCUGGAUAUCCCCCAUUUUUUGCAGACCAGCCCAUUCAGAUCUAUGAGAAAAUCGUAUCUGGAAAGGUACGAUUCCCCUCACACUUCAGUUCCGAUUUGAAAGAUCUGUUGAGGAAUCUGCUGCAGGUGGACCUGACUAAGCGCUAUGGCAACCUAAGGAAUGGUGUCAAUGAUAUCAAAAACCACAAAUGGUUUGCCACAACGGAUUGGAUAGCCAUCUAUGAGAGGAAGGUGGAGGCGCCAUUCAUACCAAAGUGCAGAGGUCCUGGAGACACGAGCAACUUUGACGACUACGAAGAGGAAGACAUUCGUGUAUCUCUUACAGAAAAAUGCGCAAAGGAAUUCUCAGAGUUUUAGUUACGGACACAUCUAAGCUAGGCAUAUGCAUAUAUACAUAUAUUUACUUCUCUAUAUAUGUGUAUAUAUGCGUGUGUGUUUGUGUGUGCGCAUCACACGACACGUCAAAUAAGGGUAUCUUUGCACUCUAAAGACAUGGGAUGAGCAGAGAGCACAUCACCCUUCAACUUCUUGUGUACUUCCUUCAUUCCAUCCGGCUUUAGAGAGGUCACCAGGUCACCAGGGUUCUCAUGCUCUUAACCAUAUACACUGGCACAUCUCUUACUCCUGUAAUUCACUCUUUUCCUACUCCUUUUUUUUUUUUUUUUUUGCUUUGUUAAACAACCUCAGUUGUUUGACAUUGUGUUCCCCGUUUUGAAAGUUUUUUUUUUUUUUGAAAGAUGUGAAGAUUUUAGAAUGACAUUUAAAAUAGACGUGGGGGAGGAAAAAAAACACAAAAAAGGCCAAUUCAGCAUUGUUACUUUUUUCAUGGCAGCGUCACACAGUGUUGUGAUUGGAAAGGUAGGCGUUGCCUGAACCUAUUGGCAGUUUUGGUGUUACACCUCGCUUUUAUUUUCUUUUUACCUUAGACCAAAACAACUGACAACUUUUUAUUUUUUUGUUACUUGUGCAUAUCUGUUGAAUUCAGAGUGGUUUUUCUUUUAUUCGAACCACCUUGUGUGUUGAAAGCAUGACCAAAACCAUCAUGUUGUGAAUGGCAGAGGAGGAGGUCUUAACUCUUCAGAUUUGCCUUAGAAAACUCGAUAUUACAGAGCCCACAGAAUGAUUGCGUUACAAAUGUUACAGUGAUCUUUAUCACAAUGUUACAGUAAAGGUCCAGUCUCAUGCAUAUACUGACAGAUGUUGUUAGCAAUAUAAAAUAUAUCUUAUUUUACCACUUCUGUGCAUUUUUAUUCAUUAUGCAAAGGUUUUAUUCUAAAAUGUAAGAAAAACCUUAAAGAUUGGUUCACUUUGAUCAUUUUAACUGCUGUUUAUUAUCUGAUAUUUAAAACUAAGAAAAACAGCAAAUGCAUUGGUCCAAUCGCUGCAAGAUGAAUUGGAUCAGGGAUGGGUAGCUUCGAUCCUGGAGUGCCACUGUCCUGCAGAGUUUAGUUCAAACCCUGAUUAAAAACUCGCCAGCAUGUAGCUUUCUAGUAAUCCUGAAGACAUUGAUUCGCUUGUUCAGGUGUGUUUGAUCGGUUUCGGAGCUGAACUCUGUAGGACAGUGGUCCUCCAGGACCGAAGCUGCCCAUCCCUGAAUUGGAUCAUCACAGUGAGGCACUUAUCAGUUACACAUCAGUUACUUGUUCACUUUUUUUGUCACUGUUUUUAAUUUAAUGUUGAAGCUGUUUUGCAAAGUUCUCUCUUAACUGAAAAUUGUAAAACUGCCAAAACUCCAUGUUCUCUCUUCCAUUGUUGCUGUUGAACUUCUGUCGUAUUUUUUCUUUUUCUUUUCUUAUGACCGAAUGUAGUGUUGAAACUUCUAGGUAUGCAUAUUGUUUGAAAAGUUUGAAUUUUGAGGUACAUUCUCACAGACAUAUACUAAGAAACUGAAUAUGUUACAAAGAAAGAGAGAAAAAAAUCAGAGGCUAGUAAGCCUCUUCUCCUUUGUAUCACAUAUAAUCCAGUUAUUGUUCAGCUCAUACUGCGUAUAUGCAUUAUUUCUUAUAAAUGUUUUUAUUUAUACACAUAUUAGAGAGAUGCUAAUAAAUUUUAUUUUUAAGA